Molecule: messenger RNA, 1581 nt
Organism: Peronospora matthiolae
Lineage: Eukaryota; Oomycota; Peronosporomycetes; Peronosporales; Peronosporaceae
Source: the annotation of a GenBank genome assembly
AUGGAAGACAAGUUUGAUGAAGGUCCGCGCAACUACAACGAUGAGUCAAGUGUCGUUGAGUUUGAUGAUCAUGAUGAGGACGAAGAAAAAGAAGAAGGUAAAACUGACGACGACAUGGACUCGAGCGACGAUGACAACGAAGACACCAGGUCUUCGAAGAGCAACAUCAAGAGACACACGCGCACUCAAUCACUUGAGAAAGCUACCGUCAUUCAAGUCCCAAGCGAAGAACAUACAGAGGUCCGUCGCUUGAGCAUGUUGGGGGAAACGCCGACUACAUUCAAGUCGGCGAUGGAAUCAAGCGACUCCGGCAAGUGGAAAGAAGCGUGUGACUCGGAGUUCGAUUCGCUUCAGAGAAACGACACGUGGGAAAUCGUGCCUCUUCCGAAAGGUCGCAAGGCCAUCGGGUGCCGAUGGGUUUUUCGUGUAAAGGAGAAUCAAGAUGGCGAAGUUGAACGUUUCAAGGCAAGACUUGUGGCCAAAGGAUUCUCACAGAAAUUCGGAGUUGACUAUGAAGAAACUUUCGCACCGGUGGCCAAGUUCACAUCGAUUCGUGUGGUGCUCAGUAUGGCGGCCAAGUACGGCCUAAUGCUACAUCAGAUGGACGUCAAGACAGCGUUUCUUAACGGCUCCCUCAACGAAGACAUCUACAUGGACCAGCCGGACGGAUACCUGGAUGCAACACAGCCGGACUAUGUGUGCAAGCUAAAGAGAUCACUCUACGGCUUGAAGCAAUCGCCUCGCAUGUGGAACCAAACAAUCGAUGGGUUCAUGAUCAAGAUGGGAUUCAAGAAGUGCGAAUCGGACCACUGCAUCUACAUCAAGCGAGACGACCAAGACAUGAUUCUCGUGGUGCUCUACGUCGAUGAUCUCAUCCUGGCCAGCAGCAACAACGAACUCCUCAAGUCAACCAAGAUGGCGCUGAGCAAACGCUUCGAAAUGACGGAUCUCGGUGAGCUCGAUUACUUUCUCGGCAUGGAGAUCAAGAACGACCGUAAGACGGGAAUGGUGACCGUACAACAAACCAAGUUUCUCAAGUCCGUGUUAACCAAGUUCGGAAUGGAUAACAGCAAGCCAGUGAAGACGCCUCAAGAUCCCGGCCUGAAGCUAACCAAGAACAUGUGUGAACAAGAAUGCAAGCACGAAGACACCAUGUGCAACGUGCCAUAUCGAAGUGCUGUCGGAGGCAUCAUGUAUCUCAUGGUCGCCACACGUCCGGAUCUAGCUGCUGCAGUGGGAUCAUUAUCCCAGUUCUCGUCCGACCCAUGCCCGACUCACUGGCAAGCUUUGAAGCGUGUGCUGAGAUACCUGCAAGCAACGCCCAAUCAUGGUCUUGAGUUUACACGUGAAGAAGGAAGCCGUAUCUGCGGGUACACCGACGCAGACUGGGCCGGCGACAUUGAGUCAAGACGAAGUACAAGCGGCUAUGUGUUCAUGAUGAGCGGAGGAUGCAUCAGCUGGAAAAGCCAGAAACAACGGACGGUCGCGCUAUCUUCAACAGAAGCAGAAUACAUGGCGCUUUCCGAAGCAACCAAAGAAGCAGUAUGGCUCAAAGUGCUUUUGGGGAACUUGGUGAGAUGA